AUGAUGCAUUGCUGUGUGUUUAUUUCAAAUACAAGUAAUAUUCUUAAAUUUCAGAAAUCGAGUGACCCAGCAUUAGUACCUGUGAUGGUAUAUAUUCACGGGGGAGCUUUCGUGAAUGGCGCUGGGUUGGUUGUCAAUGGUACACAAUUGUCAAUGAAGGGUGUAACUGUCGUUACGUUAAACUAUCGACUGGGUGCACUUGGUUUUCUGUCGACUGAAGAUCAAGCAGCUCCUGGGAAUUUUGGAUUGUUGGAUCAGUUGCUAGCUUUGCAGUGGGUACAGGAUAAUAUACAAGCAUUUGGUGGAGAUCCUGGGAGGGUCACUGUGUUCGGCGACAGUGCUGGAUCAGCCAGUGUUUCACUCCUUCUCACAUCGCCGUUAUCAAAAGGUUUGUUCCAUGCAGCUAUCUGUGAGAGUGGGGUAGGAUUGGCCAACUGGGCCGUGGCUAUGAAGACAGACGUAUUAAGACCAAGAGACAGAGCUAGAUUAUUGGGAAUAGGUUUGGGUUGUAUUAAAGCCACUACACAAGAAGUUGUUGACUGCUUGAGAACAAAAGAUGCGGAGGAUAUCAACAAAGCAGUCGUAAAGAUAGCCCUGGACAGACUUAUGUGGAGUCCAGUAGUAGAUACGUUUUACCAGACAGUGCCAGAUCUUCCUAUUAACAGUUGGAAAAAUGGCAAAGUAAUGGAUGUACCGGUUAUACGAGGAACAAAUUCCGGGGAAUGGGCUGCUUAUAUUGCAAAAAUCCAAGGGAACCACUCUGGUAUUAAAGCCAGCUUUUUCUUGGAGCAAAUCCACGAAUACGUUCAUCAAAGAUUCUUCAAAAAUCGGAAGGUAAUAGAAGAUGAUAUUAAAAUGGUUUAUGCAACACCUUAUAACUUAUCCACACCGGAACUUGUUAGAGACUCAUUUCUUCAGUUAGUCAGCGACGACCUUUUCACAGCUCCUAUAGUUCUAGAAACACAAUUAGAUGCUAAAUUAGGUGGAAAUGGUAAAACAUAUUUCUAUGUUUUCAGUUAUGUUUCAAAAAAUACAUUACCAAAGUGGGAAGGCGCACCACAUGGAUAUGAAAAGGCGUUUGUAUUUGGGGAACCAUUUAACAAAGUGCUGGAUUAUAGCAAUUAUACUGAUAUCGACUGCUUCUUUAGUUUAACUAUGAUGGAAAUGUGGACAAAUUUUGCAAAAUAUGGUGAUCCUACACCACAACCUCUAUAUGGUGCUAGAUGGGAACCCUUCACGUCUGUCUACAACCAGUCCUAUUUCCUACUGGAUUCAUCGACACCAAAAAGCCACCAAAACUUUAGAUAUGAAGCCACAAAACUCUGGAAUGUCGUUAUACCUGCUUUGAAAAAAACAAUAUAGUAUUCAGUUUGGGAUUGUGA
This is a messenger RNA of Patella vulgata (common limpet), 1382 nucleotides long. Its product is annotated as neuroligin-4, X-linked. The record is from RefSeq and is a predicted model, not a curated record. Lineage: Eukaryota; Metazoa; Mollusca; Gastropoda; Patellidae. The coding region runs from base 1 to 1362 and encodes 453 amino acids. Gene Ontology annotation, cellular component: cell surface; synapse. Gene Ontology annotation, molecular function: signaling receptor activity; neurexin family protein binding. The transcript has 8 exons. Gene Ontology annotation, biological process: synaptic vesicle endocytosis; neuron cell-cell adhesion; chemical synaptic transmission.